AUCGGAGUGCGCGCAAUCCCCCUUGUCCAUCCACCGAUUGGCGCUCUGGCGAUGUCACGAACAGCGAUCACAAUAUGGCUUCCGCCACUGCCAGCAAGUGAGAGUACCUCCGAAGGUGACAUCGAAACAUGGUGGAAUAUUUUGAGAUGCGCGAGGCAUCGCGCGUGUGAGAACGUUCGGUGUGUCCUUGUUACGAGCCUCGCGUAGCGUUGUCGAGAGUUAAAGAAACGGUGCCUGGUCUCGAGGAAAGAAAACAUUUCGGUGAGCAAGAAGAACCGUGUUCUGUCUCAACGGAGAGAGACAAAUCGCAUGCACGGACUAGGAGUCGGACAAGGAUAGAGUGACAGAGUGAUACACCAGUUUGUCGGAUCGAAGGUUCCUGACACGAAUGUGUAUCGCUGGGAAAUGUGGAGAAUUCCGAGAACGUUGGAGUUUCUAAAGAUUCGUCGAUGCUUAGUAGGCGCCGGUUACGAUCGAAAAAAAGGGGAGUACCGAAUCUUUCGAUAGUUUGGUGGAGUGGUGCGCACGACUCGUACACGUCGAAAGCGUGGCUCUGUCGGUGUGCGUUACGUCCAGUGCACGCCGCGCAGUGUCGUCCCCGGACACGCGUGUGAGUACGUACGUGUGCGAUCUCUCGGUGUGUUGGAAAUUGAAAGAGGAUAGACGGACGGUGAACGACGGGUGGAAGAAUAAGAAAAAGAAUAGAGCGGCAUGGGGUGUAGAUCGACGAGAACAACGACGGUGACGACGUAACGAAGAGAAGAAGAGGCAAAAGACCGAGCGAGUGAGCGAGGCGACGUUGCCAGAGUUUUCCUUCUCGCGUUCCAUACCGUGCAGCACGUCCCUUCGUGGAAGAUACCCGAGAAAGACCGAAACGGAGAAUCUAAUGCGACGAGGAGCGAAAGAAAAGUAGCGUGCCAACAGCCAACGCGCGGAGACACCGAUAAUCGAGAGCGGCGUUAGCCGCGCGAACACCAUCUAGGGAAUUUUUGUUUUCGAUCGACCGAUUGGUCGAUUUCGAUCGUAGUCGCCGUUUUGCUCGUGCUCGUCGGACCGUGAUUCGUGGAUGCCAUGAGACGACUGCCGAUGACGUACGCGCGAGACACGUGACACGCCGAGUUAGGCCGAUCGACAAGCCAUGAAGAAGCCACGUGUGGACCGGGAUCGGCUUCGGGAGCGGGAACGACAGGCCCGCGCGGCGAUGUCGGUCCAGGCCGAACAGGCGGCUGCGGGAGGUGGUCCUGACACCAGACACCAUCAUCAUGGCCAUCACAACAACGCUCACCAUCACGCUAAUUCGCAUGCCGUCACCGCUCCGCUGUUCCGUGCUCCCGUCAGGGUUAAUCCGGACGCUCGGGACAGCACGACGCAGCAGAUCCAAUCGAAAUUGGGCAACUAUUUUCUGGUGAAGCAUCUUUUGGACGAGCCGAAACGGCUGAUCGGCAUCGAGGGUGUGCCGCCAAGCCCUGCCCCGUCUCCGUCUCCGUCUCCCUCAACCCUACGAACGAGUUCCAGCUCGGUCGGUUCAAAUUCCAGAAGCUCGCCCUCCUCCCAAGAAUUCAAGAAACCCGGAGGACCACGGUCCGGCUCGUCAUCGUCAUCGUCGUCAUCGUCGUCGUCGACGUCCUCGUCGUCGUCGUCGAGCCAUCAGCGUGGGGGUUUCGUGAAACCGGCUGACGGAAAACCACCGUACGGGGGCAGGGGUGGCUACCCCGGCCAAUCGGUGAAGCACGGGGGCAACAGCAACGAUCAUCGCAGCCACGGUUUAUUAACCGCCAAAGGACCGCCCCCGAAUUCACCCGGGAACGGAACGCUCGUUGGCAAUUCGAAUAUCGGGAAUUCCAGUGGCAGCAGGCUUCACUGUGCCGGCAACAGACUGUCCAGGUUACCUCUCGAUAACGGGACAAGUUCGAGGCCUGGUCCUACCGAGAAUUCAGCCGAUUUGGAUAACAUUCUGAAGGAAAUGACCAUGCCGCCCACGCCUCUGACGGCUAUCGCCCAGACGCCGAGGAAGGAGCUCGAGUCAAAGUUCACGUUCAAUCCCGUGCUAGCGAAGUUGACCGAGGUGCCACCGCCGGAACCCACCAAGUCUCAACGUGAAAGACACACCGCCAACAGGCUAUCGGCAGAUUUGGAAGGGGACCUGAGAUUGUCCGAGGACAGCGACGAUGAGACGGGCAAGGGGACGUCUUCGCGGCCAGUUAGAGGAAGCAGAAGCCCCGACCUCACGGUCGAUCUGUCGACGCCGUUGAUACCAGCUAUGACACCGGCGCCACCGCCUCUGGCUCCCAUGUCGCCCAUGGGAUUGUCACCCGUGGGACCGUUGUCGCCGACGAGACCGCUCAGUCCACCCAGACCGUCGUCACCGCCGAAACAGAUGACACCCGAGCGAAUACUCUCACCACCGCCGGCCAGUCCUCUGCAAUCGAAAGACUCGUCGAGUCCUACGAUAGACCAAAGGCCACCCAGCCCACCAGGCCAGGCGCCACAGAGUUCCGGAAGCGCGAGCUCCAGUUCCGAUUCCGGAUCGGACUCCGGCUCGGACAGCAGCGACGACUCCGAGGACGAAACAGGCGUUCAACCCGCCAAAGGCCCAUCCACCCCACCCUCUUUGUCACCAAAGACCGACAAUCUGAUCGAAGAGCCACCCCCCGCGAUAGAGGAGUCCAAGCCUAGAUGGAACUUGAGCUCCUUCUUCAAUAAGUCGGCUGUGUCGCAUGGCGAACAGAACCCGGAAACUAAACAGACUCAGGAUUGCAACAGGCGGCAAAGUUCCCCGGUGGCGACUACGGAAACGAGAACGCACAGGGACAAGGCGGGGGUACACGAUUGGAAACUUGACGAGGCCCUCAAGAGGACUCAUAACGCGACGAUGAUAAGCCUCCUCAGCGACAGCGAUCCUCAUUCGGACCAGGAGAAGAGUCAGCCCGUGGAGGAGACGCGCGCGCAGACGGAAAAACCAAAAGUGGCCGACGCUAGGAAACGUGGCCGGCCUAGAAAACCUACCAAGAGUCCGAAGGGUAGCCAUCGUACGUCGGAAGAUACACUGAAAAAUAGUAAACCGCGUAGCAGAACGCGAGGAGUGGCCAGUCCUCUGAAAAAGAAACAGCCGAUCUCCAAGGCCACCAUUGCGACCAGCGAUGACGGCAGCGACGACAGAUCGCAGGGAGCUUCCAGUGCCUCGGAUAGCGAUCGUCCGACCAGAGUAUCGCCCGAAGUCGCCGCUGUAUUAAGCGAUAAGAGGCGGACGAGAUUGAGCGGAUCUUCCAGCGAGGACGAGAAUCCGACGAAUGCGAAGCGCAAUAGCGCCUCUGAGGACGACACCACGCGUUGGAGGCGAGUCCCCAUCAAGAGAACCAAGCUCGCGGAUUCGCCGAAGAAACAAGAGAAGAAGAAGAGUCCCGCUAAACCGAAAUCGAGAAAGUCCAGUUCGAGGGUUGCCACCGUCGGUGGAUCCGACUCUGACAGCGAGUCCGAGGUGUCGAUGAGGAAUAGUCGUAUUCAAGUCGCCAGGGUACCUCCGAGACCAAGGGUACCGCCAACUCGGACAACUUCUCCGGAGAACUCGGACAGCGACAACAGUCCAGGGCCAAAGCUCCAAGAGGAAGACACCGGUAAUGUCCAGGAUAAGAAGAAGAGCGAUACACUCCGGAGAGUGUUCUCGACUUCGGUAGGCGGUGGAAAGGGCGGCGGUAAGGGUGGGAAAGGUGGCAAAGGCGGAGGGAAGUGUGGAAUCUACGUGGAGGAGUACACGACGUCUGCCAAUACUCCGACCGGAGGGGAGAGUCCGUACAAGAGGCCGUCGUCGCAGGCGUCCAGCGUCGUUCAGUCUUUUCCGCCGUUCAACUACGUGAACGGUGUGCCCAGUUUACUCUGCAGGAUCGACCUGAACAAGCUUCCCCAUAUAUCUCAACUAUCCAGAGGGCAAGAGUUGAGACAACGCACGGAAUUGCCCGACACCAGGCCGUCGUCCCGACAAGCGACCGCAUUACCCGCCCAGCCACCUAGGCCGUCCACGCCGGAGGAGGGCGAGAUAGUUGACACACCGCCGCCUCAGCAGCUACCAUUGGAGACCAGGAGUCACGGGGACGCGUUGUUAGGCGACGGCGAUCAUAAAAAUCGCGCUGUGAUCAAAGGCGAACCGAUUUCGGACUCGAAGAACAGUUGCGCCGGUAUCGUCGGUGGAGGUGCUAGUGGAGGUGGUAAUGGUGCUAAUGGCGCGGUUAGCGCGCCCAAGAGGAAACGUAAUCCGAGUUGUAGUUCCGUGUCCAGUUUGAGCACUGUGUGUUCCGUAGAGGCUAAGGCGAAGGGACCAGGUGAGCACAAAGAGAAGAAGAAGAGAAAACGGAAACACGUCGACGUCGAAGCUGUUCUAUCCAGGCCAUCUUCCAGUCAGCAAAGCGAUAUACAACCAACGAAUCACGAGCGGGAAGAAAAACCCGACACGAGCCUAUUGCCGCCACCGCCCCCGCCUCAGCGUGUCUAUUAUUCCUACUUCAAUCCUCAGAACGAAGUGUUGGAGGAUCAGGAUAGGUGGGACCAGAAUCAGUACCUGAUGGAAGCGAAACGGUUGAAGCAUAGCGCCGACAAGGAGUGCGAACUCACGGCGCAGGGUAUGCUUUACCUAGAAGCCGUUCUCUGUUUCCUACUCACUGGCAAUGCCAUGGAGUCGGAUCCUCUCACCGAGAGAGCGUCGUUCACCAUGUACAAGGAUACUCUUAGUCUCAUCAAGUACAUCUCCUCGAAGUUUAAGAGCCAGCAGAACAACUCACCGGAGAGCAAUAUACAUAACAAGCUGGCCAUUCUAAGCCUCUUUUGCCAGUCCCUCAUAUACUUGAAGCUCUUUAAGAUGCGCAGACACGAAAUCAAAGAGAAUCAAAAAAUUCUUACCGACUAUCAUCAAAAGCCUGCACAGGCGACCCAGGUGCAACCCGAAGGGCAAGGAACGCCUUCUUUGUCACCGACACCGUCACCGGCCGGUUCCGUAGGUUCCGUUGGCAGUCAGAGCUCCGGAUACAGCAGCGGCGAAUUGGCGAAUCGAGGUGCCGCUUCCGGUCAACCCCAGGUAGCGACGUACGUUAGCGUUCCGCUCACCGUUCACGCUGCUCUGGCGAAACAACAUCAUCAUUUCAGCUUGCUACUGAGUUGCCACGAUCUCUGGGAUCAGGCAAAUGCUUUGGUGACGGACAAGCAUAGAGAUUUCUUCAUCGAGCUGGAUGAAAAAUUGGGACCCCUCACGUUGAAAAGUUCGCUGCGCGAUCUGGUGCGUUACGUUCAGGCUGGUAUCAAGAAGCUCCGAGAUCUCUGACCACAGUGGCAUAGCCCCCGACCGCCAACCCCGAACUACAUCACUUCUCUCCCGCAAAACAUGGUCACGUAUCCGACGAUGUUCACGUAAAGCUCAUCGCGAUACGUCGAACGAUCGUUUCGAGAUUCCGAAUAAGUAUAAACGUCGGUUGUGUGAUACUCGUUAGAAAAUUUUUGGAAUAGCGGAGAUGAGAAGUCGAGUUCGUGCUCAGCCGUUAAAAGAAUUGUUUCUCUUCGGGGUGGCAAGAAGAAAAGAAUACCGGUGGUCAGGGGAAGUGUCGGCCGCGAGAAGGAUUGUUGGUUACGCUGGCUCGCUCGCGCCUAGGACAACUGAUAGAUUUCUCCUUUUUAGGGGAUCGCGUUCGAGUACCCCGGCAUUUUUUUGUUCGACUCUUAGCAUCAAGUAUAUAGUUAAGCGAUUCGUCUAACCAAUGAACCACAAGAACUAAGAUAUCUCGUAGCUCUGUUCUUGACUACGCAUGAUUGGCAAUGCAAAGUCGGAGAUCGAAUCGAUACGAAGAUAACACAUACAAUCGAAGAGCUAUGAAGAGGUUUUGGUUUCUCUCUUUUUUUUUCUUUCUUUCUUUCUUUCUUUCUUUCUUUUUUUUUUUUGUAAGUUGUUGGGACGAAUUGAAAUCGAACGACGAACUAAGAAAGGGGGUAAGAAUACGACGAAGAAGGAAUAAGAAGUGCCACAGAAGCGCCCGUGUGUUCUCGCUUUACGGUGCGCCGCAGCCGACGUUACCUGAAGCAUGAGUUUCGUUUUGGCGAUUCGAGUGCGACGAAUACACAAGGAUAUAUACAUAUAUGCAUAUAGUUUAUUACGUAUAUAUAUAUAUACAUAUAUAUAUAUAUAUACAUACACACACAUAGAUAUGAAUAUAUUUAAUGAAGAGAGAGAACCAACGCGUCACGCACGUCUGCGUUUCGUUUUUAGUAAAGAUGAAAGGUAAGAAGAAAAAGGCGGUCUCGAGAUCCGCAAGAAUGGGAGGGAGAUAAAUUGGAUAAAUAAAUCGGUGCGAUGUAUUUUCUCUUCGGUGGAGGGAUAUGCACCGCGCGAGCAACAAGAUCAACCGGUCGAUCAUGACCGAUGCACUAUAACGAAUACUAUUGUCCGACGUUUACGAACAAUGGACGCACGAUUCUUUUUUGUAGGUAGGUUACAGAAAAAGAAAGAAAAGGUAACUUAGAUUAGAUAAUUAAUACGCAACAAGGUGGAGAACAGAAAAAAGAAGAGUAAACGGUAACAAAAAACAAAACCAACCAAUACACAUAUUAUUUACAUUACUUAGAACUUAAACGGGGAAAUAAGUAGAGGUUCUAGCGAUGAGAAACAAGAAAUAAAAACAGAUUAUUCAGAUAAUUGUACGUAUAGCGCAUACCACACAUAUUAUACAUAGUGCGAUUACAGGAAAAUAAUAAAAAAGUGGAAAAGGAAAGCGAGAACAAACACGCCGAAUACGAAGAAUAAUAAAAUAAUCGCGUGUAACGGAGGGAUUCACCGCGGGCACGUCCUCUCGCGUUACACGGGAUGCAAGAGGAAUAAUCGAAAGAAACAGAAAAUAUAAAAGAAAAAAGCGUAACGGAUAAGCAAGUUGCUCAUGUGUAUAUUUUUGUAAAUAGGUAUUUGCGAGUGCCGCCGCCUUGAGGGUGGUCUGUCGAUGCGUUACGAUGCGCGGCAGGCCGGCCCGCCCCAAUUUUUGCUACCACAAAUCUUAUCGAGAAUCAGGAAAUUUCUGGUAAAAAAUGAAAGAAAAGAAUAUUAAAAUAUGCGACACACAAGGUGUUACAGACAUGUCCGCCGAAUUUGUCCCGAAGGUUCUUUCCGAGUCUAGUUCUUACUAGUACACGUAAAUAGAAUUUUUAUUUCGUCCACUUUGGUCGUACGUACUCACUACUAACUAUUCAUCCGCGGCUCCCUCGGAAAUUUGUUCUAUACGUUGUCUACGUUAGCGUUUGCUCGUUUUGCUUCCUUUCCAAUGUUUUUUUUCCUUUUUUUUUGUUUGUUUUUCUGUUAGCGAUGCAUCGUAGAUGCGCGCGCUAUUCAACGAUUUUCCUGUACUUGAGUCGAUCCGGUGACCACGGGACCCAGAGAAUGGAAUGGCUUGAAGCGAAAAGUCUACGAGACCUGAGCGUAAUGUGUUUCUUUAUAUUUCUCGAUAAAACGGUGAAUUCGAUUCGAUAGCUUGCCGUAGCGACAAAGAAGGAUAAACAAAAGAAUGGACGAGGACGUUGGCAAAGGGUGAAAAGUGUUGGCAACGAUACGACUGGAGCACGAACGCGAUGAAACAAAGAAUCUCGAGAACCACGGUCGAACAUAUCCAAAUACAAAUACAAAUUUUAAUUCGAUCGAAAAUUUUGGAGCCUUUUUUUCGUCAGAUUUUACGUUGUCGCAAAGAAGUUGGACCAAUAUAUUAUUCUAUUCUAAACGAAUCAAUUGGUUGCUGACACUUUUCUAUGCUCAACGGUUAAGAGAAGCUAGAACAGCGAUUGAAUAGUACGGUCGAAUAUGGUUGACGAGGUUUACGAGGGCCCAUAGAGUUACUAAGCGCGGUCCAAUGGUUCACGGGAUACAAUUUUAUACCUCGUGUGCGCGUGCACACGGACGCAAAGGACAAGGAGACUAAAAAAGACAAAAAAAGAAAAAGAAAAAGAAAAAGAAAAAGAAAGAGAAGUCUAUUAAAAAGUUUUGAUAUUUUCGAGACACACAUUUAUAGCGGAUACGUAUAUAAAUAUCAGGCCCCCUUCCUCUCGUCAGCCAUUAUCGUGGCAAAAGACGUGCACGCGGGCAAAGAUGGGCAAAAUUUGCGUCUUGAUAAAGAUUUCGAAUAAUGAAUAGAAGAUGAACAUCUUUGUACAACGCAUACAUUUAUUCGCUAAAAACGAUAAAUAAAUUAUAAAGUAGAAUUAAAUUUCACGUUGAACGAAUACAAGUUUACCCAAAUAUCAUCCGUUAUUCGAAUAAAAUUUUUCCCGUCUCUGCGUACAGGCCGAAAUUUCAAUGAUUUUGGCGACUCCGCGUAUCGGUUCAUUCAAAAUCGAACGCGCUUCCAUAUUUUUAUCGAGAAGUCGUGUACAACGUGAGUAUUACCGUUCGUCUCAGGUUCUCCUUUUCGUCCAUGGUCCUCCGUGCGAUAGCUUCUUCGUGGUUUUUCUGUUAUAUUAUCGUUAAUAUUAUUGCAACCCUUUCCCCACCAUCCCCCCCCCCAUUUUUUUUCUUUUUAAUUAAUAAAAAAUAGUACUCACAGCAAGAGUCCUCGCGCACAGAGGCAUUCUCUUAUUACUUUUGGCGAGUCUACGUUCCUACUUGACCUCCAAAGACGAGAAGCGAAGGGUGCUGUCGUUCCGAUUACUAUUGCCACGUAGGGGUUUGGAGGACAGAGACUUUUUUGUUUUAUGUUUCCUUUUUGUGCGGACGCGAACUUUUCUUGUUUCGUUUAUUUUCUAGUUUGUCUUUAACCGAUUAGUUGUCGGGUCGCGUGAACCUUUGCUACGGUUUUAAAAGAAAUUUUAUUGUCACGCGUAUAUUAUCAUUAUUAUUGCAACCUUUAUUAUUAAUUUUAUUAUUAUUAUUAUUAUUAUAUUAUUAUUAAUAUUAUUAUUAUUAUUAUUAUUAUUAUUGAGUUAUUGGUACUACGAUCGUUAUUAUAUAUUUCGAGGUAUUUAUACGAAUGAAUGGAGCCGAGAGGUACAGAGAGAAUUGGGGUUUGCGUGUCUCUGCCGCGUGUGUGUUUGUGUUUGUACGGGACAAGCGAGAGAUCGAAAGGAGAAGAAAACGGUUAAAUCGAUGCGUGUCGCAACGACAGUUGUAUAUUGUACCUAAAUACAGCAGCAAAAAAUGAUUUUUCGACAGUUGAACGAGAAGUUUGUCGAGCGUACAUAUUAUAUAUACAUAUGUAUUAUACAUAAUAAUCUCGAAGUUCGGUUAAAUGCCGUUUGUUUUUUUUUUUUUUUGUUUUUUUCGUCUUCUUUACCCGCUACGCCGUAACUGUAAUAUAACUGUUAUAUACAUGUAUACAUACAGAAACACACACAGACACAAACACGAGCAUAUAUAUAAAACAUAGACAUGCAAUCAUAAUUAUAUUGUUAUAUAAAUAGUAUUAUAUGAUAAUUAUUUUACUAUACUCUCGUAUACGGUCACAUCGCGUGCCACCAGAAUUCCAAUGCUGAACGCGUUGCUACGGCUGGAGAACUCUCCGAGCCCUUCGACGAAAGUGCCAACAUUUACCGUGGAAACGAUUGGCUCCAAUUUUAAAUCGGCCCUGGAAUAUCGAAAGUGAAAAUCAGUUCGAUUCGAGCACCUUUACGAAAAUUACUAAAAGAUACGUGUCUAUAUUUGUACUUCGAGCCACGAGGAAAAAAAAGGGUCGGAGAGCUCGUCUUCCAUGCUGAGCCGAGCAGGCGUAUGGGUUAACGGCAGCGAGCAAUGCACAAGCAAUUUAAUUAGUUACGUAUCGCGUGGCGCGAUCGACGCUCGGAUGGUGGACUCUGCGCACGAUUCGAAGGGUAGUCACCAAGCGAAACUAUAACGCGCGAGAAUCAUCGUUGCUCGAAAUAUAAUCGAUCGCUACGAUUACCGAGCGAUCACGAAUAAACGAUCAACGAUCAACGCAUGAUUAAACACCGUUAACUACGACAUACUACAAAUUACCGAUUUGUGAUUACAGAUUACAAACAUAGUCUACGGUUAUCGAUUAAUAUUAAUAUUGCGAGCGAUCGUUACACAAGAAUAAUCUCGCGAUGUAAUCACUGCUCAAAUCUGCCGAGAAUAGAAAAAUCUCGACGCAACAAGAUCAGCUUCUCUCUCGUCUCGAUCGAGGAAGCUGUGUUUUCGUUUCGAAACAAGUCUCUACCCAUCACUCGUCAGAGUCCCGUGUGCUUCGCGGUCCUUCGACUUCCAUUUGCAAUUCGCGAAAACGUGUGUCGAUCGGUCACGCAUAAACGCAGAAGAUCGUCUCGGAGACGGCCAAGCGAACGAACAACAAACAAGUGAGCGAGCAGAUUUGCAGGAUUGCACGGGAGGCAGUGACAGAGACGGGCAAAAUUCCUAUAUAGAUGAAAGUUUCGAAUAACGAAUAAAAGAUGAACAACUUGGUACCCGUUACUCGUCGAGUGAAUAUUAGCGUUUUUAAUUAUAGAAAUAAUUUAUAUAUUUCAUGAUGCACGAAUCAAAAUUUGUCCGAGUAAAUAAAAUCAUUCACGUAUUGUUUUUAUACGUCAUCUGUUAUUCGAAUAAGGUUUUGUCCAUCUCUGGGCAGCGAAUGAGCGUGUGAAUGUACUCGCGAGAGAGAGAGAGAGAGAGAGAGAGAGAGAGAGAGAGAGAGAGAGAGAAAUUGCAUGCACGAAAGAGAGAUACGAUUAAAUGAAGAAAGCAGCAAUAAAAGAGAGAUACAUAGAAUGGCAACCGCACCAAGGAGAGACCAAACUCGCUUAUCGAAAGAUAAUUACUUACUUUCUUUUUAUUUAUUUUAAUUAUUAAUGUUGAUUUACUAUUGUAUUUAUUGGCGCGGAAGGCUGAGGCACUGGAGAGAGAGGGAGGGAGACGCCGACAAAACUAGCGCGAGUGCUCGGUUCAGUACUACCUCACCCCUCAAUCCUCCCACAAACAAGAAUUUCAAGAAGAAAAGACGACGAUCGUUACUUAAGCAGACAUUCUUAUUCCCGAUAAUUUAAUCAUGGAACAGUGUCGAGUAGAAUAUAAUUCAAAAUUCAAAUAAAACAUUAAAUUAAUUUGAUAAAAAUAUGUCAUGAUUUGCAAGUGUAGAGACUAUAUGAAAUUUUAUAUUAUUUUUUUUUUUUAAGACAAUUUGAAUUCAUUCUAAUCUAAGUUGAUUCAUUUCAUCGAUGGAGAUGCAAGUUUGUUCUCUGGUCGGCCAGAUUCCCGCGUUCCAAGAUUCGACGGAAAAAAUGGGUUAAUUUUUUUCAUUCUUCAUUUUCGAUGUCUCGGUUCGCUAGGACAGUACAUUUUUUACCGUUUGAAGUUCAAUUUGAUCCGUAAGAAUAACAAGGUCAAGCAUUGGGCGAGGUGCGUGGGAUUGGGGAAGAGGAAUACGAGAAAGGAGAAUGAUAACACGAGGUAAAAAGACCGUGACAAUAUAUACAUAUACAUAUAUGUAUAUAUAUAUAUAUAUAUAUAUUUGCAAGAUAUUUUGCGAGCAGGGCUUUUUUAUCUAUUUUAUAGUAAUCUCAGCUUAAGCAGAUUAAGAGUUAAAAAAGUGUGUGUGUGUGUGUGUGUGUGUGUGUGUGUGUGUGUGUGUGUGUGAUUUAUGAGCAGCUGACGAACGGUUUGUAAAUUGCGUACAUAACAAAUAAUAGGUAAAAUACCGUCGACAAGAAACGAGAUGGUUCACUACGUCGUAUACUCUACGUUUUGUUUGUUUUACGCCUUAGGCUUGCAUUAUGAUUAAUCUAAUUAUUAUUAUUAUUAUUAUUAUUAUUAUUAUUAGUUAUCACCAUCAUCGUCAUUAUCAUUAUAUCCUUAUUCUUAUUAUUAAUUUUAUUAUUAUUAUGAUUAUUAUUACUAUUAUUGUGUAUAUGGUAUAAAUUGUAAAAAGGAACGUAUUUACUAUAACAUAUUCAUUUUACGGGAUUUACAAGAUCCUUCAAAUGAACAAAUUGUUUAAAAUAAAGUGAAGGAAUAAAUAAAAUAUUGACCAAUUAACGUA
This is a messenger RNA of Hylaeus volcanicus, 11975 nucleotides long. It is a transcript of the gene lilli, whose product is annotated as AF4/FMR2 family member lilli. Lineage: Eukaryota; Metazoa; Arthropoda; Insecta; Hymenoptera; Colletidae. The record is from RefSeq and is a predicted model, not a curated record. Gene Ontology annotation, cellular component: nucleus; super elongation complex. The coding region runs from base 1139 to 5308 and encodes 1389 amino acids. The transcript is spliced from 18 exons. Gene Ontology annotation, biological process: regulation of gene expression.